CCAUACCAAAAUACGACAGACAAGAGAAAAACUUUGCUGUUGCAACGCUUCUCUUGUUGUCUCUAAUAAUCUAAGCUCCACAAAGACAAAAUACCCAAAUCAGAAAAGAAGACGAAAAUACCAUCAAAGAACAAGGUGAAAAUUCCCAAAUCCUCCAUUUCCAAUCCACCCCGCUUGCUUCGCGUCUCUCCAGCCCGCGCGCUCCGAAAGAGAACAUCAUAAAACGUGAUUUAGCGACGAUGGUGGCGAUCGAGAACCAGAGCCAGGUGCAGAGGCCGGCGGAGCCGGCGAGGAUCCCCAAGGAGGCGCGGCGCCUGCUGCACGACCUGGCGGCGGCGUGGCCCAACGUGGCGGACUGCCGGGCGCUUGAGGUGGUGCCGCUCAAGGGCGCCAUGACCAACGAGGUGUACCAGGUGCGCUGGCUCACCGGCGGCGGCGAGGCGCUCAAGGAGAGGGAGGUGAGGAAGGUGCUGGUCCGGGUAUACGGCGACGGCGUGGAGCUCUUCUUCGACCGCCAGGACGAGCUGCGCACCUUCGAGUGCAUGUCCCGCCACGGCCAGGGCCCCCGCCUCCUCGGCCGAUUCCCCAACGGCCGCGUCGAGGAGUUCAUCCACGCACGGACAUUGUCAGCUCACGACCUACGCGAUCCUGAAGUUUCAGCUCUGGUGGCUGUAAAACUGAGGGAAUUCCAUAACCUUGAUAUGCCUGGUCCCAAGCAUGUGCUCCUUUGGGACAGACUGAAGAACUGGCUCAAAACUGCCAAGAACCUCUGCCCAACUGACCAAGCCAACGAACUACGCUUGGAUAGCCUGGAGAACGAGAUCAACACACUGGAGAAAGAAUUCUCAGGGGAUUACCACCACUUGAUUGGUUUCUGCCACAACGAUCUUCAGUAUGGCAACAUCAUGAUAGAUGAAGAGACCAACAUGCUGACCAUCAUUGACUACGAGUAUGCAAGCUUCAAUCCAGUUGCGUAUGAUAUCGCCAACCAUUUCUGCGAAAUGGCAGCAGACUACCAUUCAGAAAAACCUCACAUACUGGACUACAGUAAAUAUCCAGAUGUUGAUGAGCAGAGACGUUUCGUGAAGAACUACCUGAGCACUUCUGGUGAGGAAGCUGAAACCGAAGAAGUGGAGAAUCUGCUCCAGAUUGUUGAGAAGUACACACUCGCCAGUCAUCUCUUUUGGGGCCUCUGGGGAAUAAUAUCGGAUCAUGUCAACGAUAUCGACUUCGAUUACCAAGAGUACGCAAGGCAGAGAUUCGAGCAGUACUGGCAGAAGAAGCCUGCCGUCCUAUCUUUGUGAAUAAACACAUGGCUUCAGGAACUCCCUGAGGGCCUCUGCUGCACAUAAGCAUGUGCAGAGUUACUGACGCACAUCCCCUGGCUGCUGGGACAGGACAGGAAAGAUGUGAAGGAAGAAGAAGAUUACAAAGAAGAAGUAGAAACCCGUUUCGGGAUCAGUACUCAUUCCGGAACAUCAUAAGGUUCAGCUUCAAGAAGGGAGCUGUAUUUUGUUGCUUGUUUAUAGCCUGAACGCAACGAGGAUAAAGCUCCAUUUUGUAUGUUGGGUUUGCUAAGACCGCUGGUUGUGUCAGUGUUGUUGUAUCACUAGUUCAAGUAUAUUCGAUGAAAAAUUUAUGUA
Molecule: messenger RNA, 1643 nt
Organism: Lolium perenne
Lineage: Eukaryota; Viridiplantae; Streptophyta; Magnoliopsida; Poales; Poaceae
Product: probable choline kinase 1
Biological process (GO): phosphatidylcholine biosynthetic process; phosphatidylethanolamine biosynthetic process
Cellular component (GO): cytoplasm
Molecular function (GO): ethanolamine kinase activity; choline kinase activity
Source: RefSeq, a predicted model, not a curated record